This is a messenger RNA of Mucor mucedo, 1649 nucleotides long. RefSeq lists its product as uncharacterized. The transcript has 2 exons. NCBI's taxonomy places the organism in Eukaryota, Fungi, Mucoromycota, Mucoromycetes, Mucorales, Mucoraceae. Bases 466 to 1473 code for a protein of 335 amino acids. The record is from RefSeq and is a predicted model, not a curated record.
GCAUCUCUCUUUCUUCUUUUUUAAUUGAACAUUAAGGUCAUUAUGCUUUCUGCCCUCAAGAACAACAUUUACCCAGCGCUUGCACUGAUAACAUUACCAGUGGGCUAUUUUAUUGGCACCGAAUUGAGAGAAAGAAACGACGCCAAAGUGACUCAAGUGGUGAGCGAAGAGGAUAUUCAAAAGUUGAAGCAACAACUUGAAACCUUGAGAGAAGAACGUGAAAUGGUUCUCUGUAAAAUACAGAAAUGAUUUAUACCCCAGAUGGAUAUAUUAUAUAAUAAAUAAGCUGCAAUCAUUAUAACAGCAUGUAAACAAAACGAUGAUUUCCCACCCCUACUCCUCCUCCCCCCUCUUCCUAUCCCUUUUUAAUCAUUUUAGGAAGUACAAAUACAAGCCUUUUUUUUUUUUUCUUGGAUUCUAUUCUUCUUCUUCUUCUUAGCUUUUUUAUUUUUAUUUUUUAAAGAGAUGUUGAAACAAUCACAUAAUAACAUGCAUUUGUAUGAUAAAGUGCGACAGGAUCUAUUUGAAGAAACUCAGCAAACUAAUCUUCGCACUCCAUCGAUUACAACAAUCUGUUUACUUCAGAUCCAAGCGUAUGUUGUUCAGAUUCUAUCUACAUUGCCGCCUAUACGUGAUACCAGAACCUCUUCACCGUUCCAGCGAGUGUUUAUGACAAUCCGAUCCGUGAUAAGAAAUGCAUUGCGAUGGAUAUUACUAAUUAUGCUGUUGCUACUGGAUAACAUUGCGCGUUUAUUGAAUGUGGAGCGUGAGAUGGCUGGAGUGAUAGCACCAUCACCACGACGCAUGGAGUACCGUCAAGUGGAAGUAGAACAAAAGCAGCACCAGAGUCAGAGUCAGAAUCAAAAUCAGAUGCGAGGCAUGUUGCGUAGUGAUGAUGAGGAAGAUAAUUAUCGAUCUUCUACUGAUACUUAUCGUGAUGAUUAUGAUUUACCAAAUAAAACUAAAACUGAUCAAUGCACAAAAGGUAACAGUAGUACCAAUCAUCAUGGCGGUAUUUCGGAACCAUCUUCACCGAAUAAGAGAUCAAGUGGUCACUAUUAUUCACCCAUGAAUUCCCCAACACCUCACAUCUUUAUUCAACCCUCAAGAAAGAUGGACUUCUCUCCCGUCUUGGGUCCUUCACGUGUUACUCGUAACAGGGCUUCUUCAUUCAAUACCACCGAAAAGCCAAAAUUGUUACGUCGGAGUCCUGGUCAACGUGAGAUCACUGUGCAGAAUGCCACUUUGCCUAUCCUACCAAAAAAAAAGAAACACGCUCCUCCAAAUUCUAUCGUUUCACGUUCCUCGUCAGAAUCUUCGACCGGAAGACCAAGAAUGCAAAAAACAAUGUCACUAUCUACUGCACAGCAAUAUCAACACAACAAUGAGUGCCCUCUCCCAUCAUUACGGCAAACAGUCGACACAAAAAGGCCCUAUGAACGCUACUGUCCAGCAUGUACAUCACACUCAUAAGCACUCCCUAUAAGACACGCCACCCUCCUUAUUGUCAUUUAAUAAAAUAAAAAUAAAAUUAGGGGGACAGGCCUUGUCAAUAUCAUUGACUCUCUUACUCUCUACAUUAUUGAACUUUUCUCACCUCCCCAAUUCUCUUUUUUCAAUUAAAGAACUCUAUUUGUUAUUUGCAUCAA